GGCCGGUCUUGUGGCAGAGUCCGCACAGUUGAUGUGCAGGCCCCGAGUGCGGGGGUGCGCGUGCAGGAGAGGGGAGCAAAAGUGCGGUAGCUGUCCGCAUCCAGCCUGGGCAGAGAAGCCUGAGACUCCGGCCUCCCUCCCCGAGGCCCCUCUCCCUCCCCAGACCAGCUGGCAGAGGAUCCAAGCCCAGAACCAGAGACAUGGAUGCUGGCAGCCAGAGCCCCUUGUCCCAGGAAUUGGUGACCUUCAAGGAUGUGAUGGUGGACUUCACUGAGGAGGAGUGGGAGAUCAUGGAUCCUUCUCAGAAGGAGCUGUACAAGGAGGUCACGCUGGAGAAUGUCCAGAAUCUGCUGUCCCUGGAUGUAGACCCCAACGUUGGAAGGAAUGAGAAGACGAGAAAGCUGGGGUUUUUUGUGGAAGAACGUGACCUGCAAGGAUUCAUGAAGGAUGGUCCCUGUGCCUUGACUUUGAGGGAAAUCCAUGCCUCUAACAUUGAAGUAGAUAACAUAAAGUCUGACUGUGAAUUGGAUGAAAGUAGAAAGAGAUUCAGGCAGUCUUCUUAUCUAAAUCACUAUAACAAAAUGAAUCCAGGGAAGAACUGGCUUCUGGAUAGUGAAUAUCAGAAAUGUUUUCCUGAACAGGUAGAGCUCUUUGAUUCGCAGGAGAAGCCUGCUGAAAUAAUAAUAAAUCCAGAUAAUCAAUGGAAAAUGGCCUUCAGUGAGAGUUCAGACCUCACUAGACAUCAGGAAAAUGAUGAUGAGGAAAUGUUUUGUGUGGAUAGUCAAGGUGGAAAGGCCUUGAGUCAGACAUCUCAGCUCAUUACUCAGCAGGAAAUUCACAUAAGAAAGCAACCUGAUGAAUAUAGUGAAUGUCAAGCAAUGUCAUCCCAUCAUUCAUCUCUUCCUUAUCAAUAUUCAGUUGAUCCUAGAAUGAAAAAACCUUUAUUUGGUGAGUGUGGGGAAGCCUAUAGUUUGAACUCAGACCUUGAUAGAUCUCAGAACUUUCAUCCUGGAGAGUUUUAUAAAUGUAAUGAAGGUGAGAGAGGCUUCACACAGCAAUUCUUUCUAGCUGUACCUGAGAGGUUCCACACUGGCGAGAGACCUUUUGAAAGUAAUCACUGUGGAAAGCCUUUUGCAUCUAGUUCCACUCUUAGUGAGCAUCAGAGAAUCCACACUAGAGAGACUUAUAUAUGUAAUCAAUGUGGAAAAGUUUUCAUAUGUAAUCAUAAGCUUGCAGAACAUCAGAGAGUCCAUGGAGGAGAAAAGCCUUAUAAAUGUAGUUACUGUGAAAAGGCUUUCAAACAGAGUUGUAGUCUUGCUUUACAUCAGAAAAUCCACACUGUAGAAAAACCUUAUAAAUGUAAUCACUGUGGAAAGGCUUUCAUAGCUAAAGACAGUUUUGCUUUACAUGAGAGAAUCCACAAUGGAGAGAAACCUUAUAAAUGUAUUCAGUGUGGAAAGGCUUUCACCCAGGCUGCAGGUCUGUCUUUACAUCAUCGAGUCCACACUGGAGAGAAACCUUAUAAAUGUAAUCAAUGUGGAAAGGCUUUCACACGGGGUGCCAAUCUUGCUGAACAUCAAAGAAUCCACACUGGAGAGAAACCUUAUAAAUGUAAUCAAUGUGGAAAGGCUUUCACAUGGGGUGCCAAUCUUGCUAAACAUCAGAGAAUCCACACAGGCGAAAAGCCUUACAAGUGUAAUCAAUGUGGAAAGACUUUCACAUGGAGUGCCAGUCUUGCUUUACAUCAGAGAACCCACACUGGAGAAAAACCUUAUAAAUGUAACCAAUGUGGAAAGGCUUUCACCCAGGCUUCAAGUCUUUCUUCACAUCAGAGAAUCCAUACUGGAGAGAAACCUUAUAAAUGUAAUCAGUGUGAGAAAGCUUUUUCACUAAAGGGGAAUCUUACAACACAUCAGAGAAUCCACACAGGAGAGAAAACCUCAUAAAUUUAAUCAAUGUGGAAAGACUUUCAUAAAGAGAGUUAUUCUUUUUUUACAUCAGAAACCACAGAGGAGAAAAGUCUUAUAAGUGUAAUCAAUGUGGAAAGUGUUUCACAUGCAAGGGAGAUCUUAGCAAACAUCAAAGAAUCCAUAGGAGAGAAACCAUUUGAAUGUAAUGAAUGUGGAAAGGCUUUUACAUACAGUGCCUAUAUUGCUAGACAAUAGAGAACUUACAUUGGAAAGAAACCUUUUGAAAGUAUUCAAUGUGGAAAGGCUUUUGCACAGAAGUGAAAUCUUGUUGAACUUCAAAAAACCCACACUACAGAGAAACACUUUGAAUGUUGUCAGUGAGGAAAGGAUUUCACACCAAGGUCCUUUCCAGCUGCACAUCAGAGAAUCCCCCUUGGAUAGAAAUCUUAUAAAUGAAAUUAAUGUGGAAAGGCACUGAGGUAUAAAUCCACGAUUGAUAAACAUCAGAGAAUACUCACAAGGAGAAGCAUUGUGAUAAUAAACAUGAAAUGAUUUCACAAAGAAUUCCCACCUGUAUGUAUAUGAGACAAUCCACACUGGAAAGGCUUUCAGCAAAGGCAGGGGCCCACGGCCAAGCUCACUACCAAAUACUUAAUGGCCGCACAAAGAAAACUCUAUUCUACUGGCAGAGAACAUGCAGGAUGGAGUGCCCUUCGGCAUGUCUUUCCUUCCACUGUGGGUACCCUGGACAUCGGUGUGUGAUGGUGGUGAGGGCUGGGAAGAAGGCUCAGUAGGUGAUUAGCCUGAGAGCCAGGGGGCAGUUCUGAGCCUGAAAUAUCUGACUGAACAUGGAGUAGUCACCAACUGGAGGGUCAUGGAGAGCUGGGCCCAUGCUUUCUAUAUUGUAUUCUAUGAGACUACCAAAGAGCUCCCAAGCUGCUCACAGAAGCCCCCUGACCCCAAAGGAAAGAAAGGAUUACACAGAUUAAGUUUGAAACCUUCAGCCCCCUGCCUCAUUCACUAUCAUCCAGCCUAGCUGCGUUCUUGCUUCUGGCCGUACCCCUGGGGUUGUGAUCAACUCUGGGGAUGGUGGGACCCACCCAGUGCCCAUGUUUGAAGCUGACAUCCUUCCAGGAGCCAAACUCUUCCUGGCUUUGACUGGCUGAGAUUUGACAGACUCCUGCAUGAAGAUUUGGACCCAGGACAUUUUCCCUCCUGCAGCUGCUGAAAGCCAGAAAGUGUGACAUUAUGAGCUCAGGGCUCUGGAUCUUGUGGAGGAGCCUGUCUUUGGCACAUACAGCUGCCUCUGGAAAAGAGCACUGAGCUCCCUGAGGGUCUGGUCAUCGGCCUUGGUAGGGCUAGAGCUGGAGCCUAGAAGCUCUCUUCCUGUAGAGUCCACUAAGCUCCUUUCAACUCCACCAAGUAUGAUGUCAGUAUUGGAGUCUUGUCUGUUCAUCCCUAGUGGCCAGGGGUCAUCACCACAUACCCAGGCCUUGCUGGAGGAUAGCAGAAAGAGGUGACUGCCCCAGCCUCCAACCCAGUGAAAAUCAAGCUCAUUUCCCCCCCACCCUGAGCAUUUUGGUUUUUCUCUCAUCUUUUUCCUUUUUCAUCUGGUUUUUUUGUGUGUGCAGCAAAAUAACUAUGGAAAUAUGUAUAGAAGAAUUGCACAUUUAACAUGUAUUGGAUAACUUGCUGAGGGGCUGAGGCAAGGGACGGAAAACUUUUAGAACACAAGGUUUUGUAGAGGUGAAUGCUGAAAAUUAUCCAUACACAUAGUUUGAAAAUAAAAAACCUUAAUAAAAAUAAUCAUUCCAGUUAUUGUAUAAUGCAGUGUGACAGAGGGUUUCUUGCCACUAGGAAGCCUGUCCUUGAUAAAAAGCAGUUAAGAUCAGUCCAGAUGUUGGAGAUUAGGGUGGAGUCAAGGAACUACAGGUAUUGUUGGUAUAUCUAAAAAAAAAAUUACCUUUGUUUCUUCUGCCCUCAUCUGUGUAAUUGUCUAAAUUGUCUCCUGCUUCCAACAAGGAUGGACAGGAAAAUGUUAGAGACUUCCCUGGAAUAUUAUGCGAUUGAUUCCAGUAAUUGGGGAACUGGAGGAGAGUUGCCUGUUUCCUGAUUUAAGACCAGUUCAAAUAACAGUGUGCACAUUAAAGAGACUUCAAGAAAAUGAAUUUCAGACACCUGCUUUCUGCAGUAGUUUAGUGUUUAAAUUGUCAUUUCUCAGUGGUUUUUUGAAGCCACUUGGUGACUCUGAAUUGGUAAUCCUCAACCCUUUUCCUUUAGGAGACUGGUUUAGAGGAAAAUAUAACCCAUGGAGCAAUUAUCAUGGUAUUCAAAUAAUCUUGCUACCCUUAGUGGUCCACGUCAUAAAGUAUUAAAUUUCCAAGUCUCAUCAACUAAGUAGAGGAAACUGAAAAAGGACGGCUCACACUCACAUGACCUCUAUGAGCAUCAGAAUGAGCAAUCUGUAAGAGCCUCAAGAAAGACGAAAAAGAAUUUCCAUUUGAACUGACAAUCAUGUUGGGAAAAUAAAAACUGGAAAAAUAUCUUACUAUGAAAUGCUUCUCCCUAUGGAAUCAAGGAGAAGAGCUGUAUUCUCCCAUUAAGGUUUGAGAAUCUGUGGAGGCAAAAGAGGGAGGGUGAUGUGAAAUUCCUGCUAACCAGAAGUGUCCCCAGAGGUAUGUUAAAAAAAUUCUAGAAAGAGUUUGUGAAAAGCCAGCAAACCCUGGGUAUUCUGGGGAGAGGAAGGGAAAACAUUCCCAGUCAUCACUGAGAGAGAGCAAAGAAAAACAAGAUCCUAGGUAAUUUCCUGAAAAGCUGAAGUUGUCUUAUUUAGAUGAAACAUGAAGAAUAUUCUUAAGAGAUAGUAAUCACUGGGAAGAGAAUUGAAAUAUUGAAAAUGUAUUCUUUUGAGCUCCCUAUCACAACUUUUCCCACCUGGUGAUUUUUCUCAUUGGGAGUGUGGCGACAGAAUUAUACUGACCCCAGCCUCCAUUCAAGCUCAACCAGUUUUUCCUUAAAAGUUCUUCCUUGACCAUUCUCAAGACUUUAUUGAUUCCCUGUAUAGAGCUUGUUCAUACAUGGCUGUUUUUGUCAUUGUCUUCUUCGGUAGACUAUGUUGGUAAUGGAUAGACUUUGGCUUUCUCCAUAGUGCUUAGCACUGUGUCUGGCACAUAAUAGUGCUUAAUAGAUGUAUAUUAAUUGAUUGAUCAACUUGCAAAGGAAAAAAGGGGGUAUUAUUCACAGUCUGGUCUGCUUUGAUUGCUUCCAGCCUACUGAAGAAGAGCUCUCAUUUUAUUGAAGCCCAAGAUGACACUAGGUAUGAUGUGUCAUGACCAAAACAACUUCUGUAUUUUCUUUAAGAUUGCUUUCACUUGCUAAUAAUGGCUCCUAUUCCUCAUGUUCCUGUUUCAUUAUACAUAAAUGAGUGACUAUGAUAGAGUUAUGUACUAUUUUAUUAACUGGGGCUGGAGGUAGAACUAAUUUGCAAGACCAACAUUGUGAGAUUAUUUAUGAGGAAUAAAUUAACGGAAAUGGUCCCUAGAACUCAGGGUCAUUGGCAUUCAACAGUUAACAGAAUGAGCAAAGAGGCAGACAGAAUGGCCAUAUCUGUAAAUCCCUGCAUAUUUUUCCAUCUAUUUUUCCAACCUGCUACUAUGUACUUGGCCAAUGUACUUGGUGUUUGAUACUCUCCCAUUUCUAGCACAUUCUGAUAUGAUUCCUCUUUUCAGAAGCUCUAUUACUUUGAACUAAUGUUCUUUCAUUUUUUCAUCAUUUUGGUUUCUUAAAUCAUGAUUUAUAUCUUAUCUAUAAUGCAUAUUUGACUUUUAGCUUUCUUAUUGAACUUCUGAACAAUAUGAGUGUUCCUAGAUUAUAAUUAUAAAUAAUAUUUAUUAUAAACCGUGAGAGCUUGCCUUAUAACAUUGUCUGACUCUCAAGACCUGGAACGGUGCUGGGCACAGAGCAGCCAUUUUCUAAUGCUUAUUGAUAUGACCUAAGGAAUGGUAAAUGGGAAGGAUUCAUAGAGGCCUGGGAAGACUGAGGCAGAGUUGGUACCUAAGAGCAGAAGGGCAGUUUACGCUCUGAGGACAGCCAUCAGGGCUCUGCUCCAGCCCAGUGCAGACAAGACUCACAUGAAGGGGUUUUCUUCAACUUUCAAUUGCUAUAGAGGAGAGCUUGGCUACAAGAAAUGCAGGAGGGAGAAUAGGAAUUUAGGGGUGGGAGGAACCUUCAAGAAGAGACAAAGACAUGUCCAUGAACAGGGACUAAUGAGUUUGGAGGUUUUCCCUUUCACUUGUAAUGAGGGAUGUGUGAGACUUAUGGACCACAAAACAGACUUUCAGAGUGAAAAAAAGGAAAACGAGUUUUAUUAUGGUCUAAGAAAGGGCAUCUGCCAUCUGACCAGGUGUUUGUCAGUAAAAAAAAAAAAAAAAAAGUGCUAAUAAUAAGUAAAAACUGUAAAACACAAGAAUAAAUAACCCAAACACAGAAGGCCCCAUCCCCGCUUGACCUUUUCUCCAAUUGUUUUGUGGAGUCUAUACUUACAUUCAGAUCACAGAAAUCUAACCCAGAAAAAAAAAAGAGUACAAGUCAAUAAUAAUAAACUCUUAAAUUAAAUUUUCCUAGAGACCUGUUAUACAAGCAGAUAUCCUCCUAAAAAAGAAUUCAAAGCCGCCAUCACCUUUACAAGAAGUACUUAAAUGCUAAUUAAGCGUUGGUGGGAAACAAGAGAGGACAAACAGCUACAACUUUUUUUUUUUAGCUAUAGCUUUAUUAUAAAAUCACAAUUAAAGUGUAGUUGGAAGCUAUA
Molecule: messenger RNA, 6717 nt
Organism: Antechinus flavipes (yellow-footed antechinus)
Lineage: Eukaryota; Metazoa; Chordata; Mammalia; Dasyuromorphia; Dasyuridae
Product: zinc finger protein 665-like
Exons: 4
Coding region: 201-1946 (581 amino acids)
Biological process (GO): regulation of transcription by RNA polymerase II
Molecular function (GO): DNA-binding transcription factor activity, RNA polymerase II-specific; RNA polymerase II cis-regulatory region sequence-specific DNA binding
Source: RefSeq, a predicted model, not a curated record